CUUUAGUUAGUUUGGCGGGUAACGUCUUGUAUCGCGGUCGUGCGGUUGCUACGGACUCCGUAUAGCCCCUUGCAGCAAGUUUAUGUGAACGUGACUAUACAAUGUCUAUGAAAAUCCAGAUUUUACGAUGGUUCGCCGUUGUAAACAUUGCCUUGAGAGUACAAGUUGAAGGAAGCAAAUCGAUACUUGGAUCAUACUGUCGAUCGAAUCUGGACUGCAAUGUGUCGCACGCGCACUGUAAUAGAGGUGUCUGCGAAUGCCAGCCUUAUUAUGCAAAAGUCGACAACUCAACAUGUAUAGAAUCGACGCUCCUGGGUUCGGAGUGCUUAGUUUCGGAGCAAUGCACGAUGAAGGUAGCAUUCAGUGCCUGCCUAGAAGGUGUCUGCCGGUGCACCGACGGCCAUUUGCAGUUCAGAAAACAUACCUGCCUCUCACCUGCACAACCAGGGCACGUUUGCUACAGUAACGAGCACUGCCGGUUAUGGGAUAAAGAAAGUCACUGCGAAUUUGUCAUACCAAAUCUCUUCGGACGAUGUGCCUGCAAUUCAUUCUUUAGACAAGUUGGCGAAAAAUGUUUAUCUCAAAAAUCACCGUCCUACAUUACUGAAGCUGUAAUUGCUGAGCAAGAUGUCUUCACUACAGAUACACGUAAUGGCUCAGUACCUCAGGACUCGGCUUUAAAAUUUCCAAAACCAACAAUGCAAUUGACAUCUGGAUCAGAAGAUCCGUUUGCAUCACAAAAUUCAGUUAUUGAUACUGACGAUGUCCAACCAAGCAAAUUACCCUUGUAUGCCAACAAAAACGGAAUAAGUACACAAGAAGAUAGCCCACUGAUGCAAGCUGUACUGAAAGUACCAACAGCAGAACCUCUGAAGCGUUUUCCGGUAUCAAAGAGAAAAGACGGAGAACCAAAUGAGACUAUAAGUGUGAACGAAUUAACGGCUAAUUUACACGCAAAUGAUCAGCCCAUAUACAGAGUAGUCACACAACCGUCCGUAGAAAAAAAGGAGAACAAGAAAAGUGGCAACUCAAAAGAACAAACUGGCAGUAAACAACAGAAGACUGGACAUCAUAAAAAGAUUUCUUCAUUAAAAGAUAAACAUCGUAUACGCACAGACGCUACAUCUGUGAUAGACCUCGGUCCAGCGUCGCUCGGCAUGCCAUGCUUAACGGAUUCUCAAUGCCACUCCGUGGACCCAUACACCAGGUGUUUGAACAAAAGAUGUGACUGCUCUUACAGAACUAAUUCUACUGGCUCUUGUUCUGCGCGCAAUAGGGGAUGUUUACCGGGGACGUUCCAGUGUCGAUCAACGGGUUCGUGCAUUAGCUGGUAUUUCGUGUGUGACGGCAGAAAAGACUGCCCCGACGGAUCGGAUGAAACAUGCGAAGGUACUGGUAAAGAUGGUACAGGCGAAAGAUGUCCGAUGCACGCGUUUAGAUGCGGAGGUCCAGGGUCCCGCUGCGUGUCCCGAGCAUCCAGGUGUGACGGCACACCGCAGUGCCCGGGUGGCGAAGAUGAGAGGAACUGCAGGGCGACCAGACGCAAAGGAUGCCCACGACAUACUUUCCGAUGUGGGUCCGGCGAAUGUCUGCCCGAGUACGAAUUCUGUAAUGCCAUAGUAUCCUGCAAGGACGGGUCUGAUGAGCCUCCUCACCUAUGCAACGAACAAUCCAGAUGGCGAGCCGCGGAUUUCUGUCCUCUCCGUUGUGGGAACGGUCGAUGCAGGAGCACAGCGGUGGCCUGCUCCGGGAGGGACGGCUGCGGAGACAAUAGCGAUGAGAUUGCCUGCAGCGUCUGUAGAUGUCCAGCUCCGCCACAUGUACCAUGAAAAUAGCGCAUCACAGUAAAAUACAAAGAAUUAGUAGCAAUGUGACUCAUUGAAGAAUCUCAUCUACAACACAACGACUACACACCAUAAGUCUAGCUUUUGGAAACUCGUCUAUGGAAUUGAAAAGAAAACGAAAGUACAUAAACUAAAAUUACCCUUUUUAAAAUUACAACGCAAAGAAUCGAAAUCACACUAAAUCUAAUUGUAGAGAUAGGAUUUAUU
This is a messenger RNA of Chilo suppressalis (striped riceborer), 2051 nucleotides long. Lineage: Eukaryota; Metazoa; Arthropoda; Insecta; Lepidoptera; Crambidae. The record is from the annotation of a GenBank genome assembly.